Messenger RNA from Coturnix japonica (Japanese quail), 2296 nucleotides. It is a transcript of the gene ZBTB48, whose product is annotated as zinc finger and BTB domain containing 48. The record is from RefSeq and is a predicted model, not a curated record. Gene Ontology annotation, biological process: regulation of transcription by RNA polymerase II. Gene Ontology annotation, cellular component: nucleus. Gene Ontology annotation, molecular function: DNA-binding transcription factor activity, RNA polymerase II-specific; protein binding. Lineage: Eukaryota; Metazoa; Chordata; Aves; Galliformes; Phasianidae.
GUUCCGGCCCGUCGCGGUUCCGGUUCCGGUCGGUUCCGGCCAUGCCGGGCGCUGCCGCUCACAGUGUCCGUGUGCUGCGGGAGCUGAACCGGCAGCGCGCAGCCGGGCAGUUCUGUGACGCCACGCUGGGUGUUGGCGGCCGUGAGUUCCGCGCUCACUGGCCGGUUCUCGCCAGCUGCUCCCGGUUCUUCCGCUCCCGGGGCUCGGUGGGCCCGGGCCCGGUGUCGCUCCCCGACGCGGUGGCGGACACGUUCCAGCUGCUGCUGGAUUUCUUCUAUACCGGCCGCCUGGCGCUCACCGCGCACAACCGCUCCCGGUUACUGUCGGCCGCGGAGCUGCUGGGCGUACCGGACGCCGUGGCGCUGUGUCGCUCGUUCCGCCCCGCACGGCGCCGGUCCCGCCGCGCCCCCGGCCCCGCGCCGCGCCCCGAUGAGCCGGGAGAGCAGCUGGGAACAGCGGGACCGGACACGGAGCGGCCCGGAACGGACAGCGCGGCGACAGCGAACGUUGCCCCGCCCGCGAGCAGCGACACGGCGGGAGGCGGGACCGGGAGCGGUGAUAACGAGCCCCGAGAUGAGAAGGAGGAACUGGGGGAUAAAGGGAAACACCUGGAGCGGGGACCGGGCAGGAAAGGAAACACAGCGCCCGUGGAGUGUCCGACCUGCCAUAAGAGCUUCCUCAGCAAGUACUACCUGAAGGUGCACAACAGGAAACACACUGGUGAGAAGCCAUUCGAGUGCUCCAAAUGUGGGAAAUGUUAUUUCAGAAAAGAGAAUCUCCUGGAGCACGAGGCCAGAAAUUGCAUGAACCGAACUGAGCAGGUCUUCACGUGCUCUGUUUGCCAGGAGGUGUUUAAGAGGCGGAUGGAGCUGCGGCUCCACAUGGUGUCGCACACAGGGGAGAUGCCCUAUAAGUGCUCCUCCUGCGUGCAGCAGUUCAUGCAGAAGAAGGACCUGCAGAGCCACAUGAUAAAGUUGCAUGGCGCGCCGAAGCCCCAUGCGUGCUCAACUUGCUCCAAGUGCUUUCUGUCUCGGACAGAGCUGCGCCUGCACGAGGCAUUCAAGCACCGAGGAGAGAAACUGUUUGUCUGCGAGGAGUGUGGACACAGAGCCUCGAGUCGCAAUGGCCUGCAGAUGCACAUCAAGGCCAAGCACAGGAACGAGCGUCCCUAUGUCUGUGAGUUCUGCCAUCACGCCUUCACACAGAAAGCAAACCUCAACAUGCACCUGCGCACACACACCGGUGAGAAGCCCUUCCAGUGCCACCUCUGCGGCAAGACCUUCAGGACACAAGCGAGUCUGGACAAACACAACCGGACACACACCGGGGAGCGGCCGUUCAGCUGUGAGUUCUGCGAGCAGAGAUUCACAGAGAAGGGGCCGCUCCUGAGGCACAUCGCCAGCCGGCACCAGGAGGGGAGGCCACACUUCUGCCAGAUCUGUGGGAAAACAUUCAAAGCUGUUGAGCAGCUGCGCGUCCACGUCCGCAGGCACAAGGGGGUGAGGAAGUUUGAGUGCACUGAAUGCGGUUACAAGUUCACACGGCAGGCACACCUGAGGCGCCACAUGGAGAUUCACGACCGGGUGGAGAACUACAACCCCCGGCAGCGGAAGCUUCGGAAUCUGAUCAUUGAGGAUGAGAAGGCGGUGGUGGUGGCUCUGCAGCCGCCCCAGGAGCUGGAGGUGGGCUCAGCUGAGGUCAUCGUGGAGUCCCUGUCCCACGGCCCCCUGCCUGAGGAGAUCCCGGUGCAGAGACUCUGUUCAAACGACAGCUUCUCUCCAGACGUGAUUGAGCAGUCACUGAUAAUAACCACAACAAUUCCUGCUGACUGUGAGACGUAACAUUGCUGUGCACAUCCUUGCUACCAAACAAAGCGUUGGGCUGCACUGACUCUGCUACAUUGGUUCUGUUCAGCCUCCGGUAGCUCUGAGUCGUACAUCCAGCCCUUCUCCCUCCCCCCUGUAAUGACCCCAACCCCGGAUUGCAGGGAACAUUUCUGAUGAAGCGAUAUCAGGUAUCAAAUUAAGAAACAUGAAGCUACUCAGAAUGACUACUUAAAUAAAUGAACAUACAAUGUAUGGGACGAGAUGUAAUUGAUGACUCCAUACGUGUAAUACUGUGAAUUGUUUUUAACGAGCUCUCAGCUGUGGCCAGAGGGGAAUGCUGGCUCACCUGCUGCUCCAUUAGUUUUAUGCUGUUGAUUAAAGCUCUCCCAGAAGUGUGACUCUGUCCCUUUCCUUAAAUGUGUGCUGAAAUGACCCAUCUCCAUUAAACCCGUGCCUUGUGGUUUCAUUAA